GCGCAGGGCGUGGCCUGGGCGCGGGGCCUUCGGCGGCGACCAGCCAGAGGAGAAAGAACAUGGCGGGCGCAGCAGGGCCAGGGGCCGGUCCGGGGGCAGCGGGCGGAGAUGGAGACGAUUCGCUCUACCCGAUCGCGGUUUUAAUCGACGAGCUCCGCAAUGAGGACGUGCAGCUCCGUCUCAACAGUAUUAAGAAGUUAUCAACUAUUGCUCUAGCACUCGGGGUAGAAAGGACUCGAACUGAACUGCUGCCUUUCCUUACAGAUACUAUUUAUGAUGAAGAUGAGGUGCUGUUAGCUCUUGCCGAGCAGCUGGGAAAUUUCACUGGUUUGGUGGGAGGUCCUGACUUUGCCCACUGUCUGCUGCCUCCUUUGGAAAGUUUGGCUACGGUGGAGGAGACCGUUGUUCGAGACAAGGCCGUGGAGUCCCUGAGGCAGAUCUCCCAGGAGCACACUCCAGUCGCCCUGGAAGCUCACUUUGUGCCUCUGGUGAAGCGCUUGGCAAGUGGGGAUUGGUUCACAUCUCGCACAUCUGCAUGUGGUUUGUUCAGCGUUUGCUAUCCCAGAGCUUCAAAUGCUGUCAAGGCAGAAAUCCGACAGCACUUCCGUUCCCUGUGCUCAGAUGAUACACCAAUGGUGCGACGUGCUGCUGCUUCCAAAUUGGGUGAAUUUGCAAAAGUCUUGGAAUUAGACAGUGUGAAAACUGAGAUUGUUCCCUUGUUCACGAAUUUGGCUUCAGAUGAGCAGGAUUCUGUGCGCCUGCUAGCUGUGGAAGCUUGUGUCAGCAUUGCCCAGUUACUGUCCCAGGAUGACCUCGAAGCCUUGGUAAUGCCUACACUUCGGCAAGCAGCAGAAGAUAAAUCUUGGCGGGUUCGCUAUAUGGUGGCUGACAAGUUUUCAGAGCUCCAGAAAGCGGUGGGCCCUAAAAUUGCACUCAGUGACCUCAUCCCCGCCUUCCAGAGCCUCCUCAGAGACUGCGAAGCUGAAGUCCGAGCGGCCGCUGCCCACAAAGUAAGAGAACUUUGUGAGAACCUGCCCCCCGAAGGUAGAGAGACUGUAAUUAUGAGCCAAAUCCUGCCCUAUAUAAAGGAAUUAGUGUCUGAUACCAACCAGCAUGUCAAGUCAGCUCUGGCUUCUGUAAUUAUGGGAUUAUCUACAGUUUUGGGCAAAGAGAAUACCAUUGAACAUCUUCUGCCUCUGUUUUUAGCUCAGUUAAAGGAUGAGUGUCCAGAAGUUCGUUUAAAUAUCAUCUCCAAUUUGGAUUGUGUAAAUGAAGUGAUUGGAAUUCGUCAGCUCUCUCAGUCUCUCCUUCCUGCCAUAGUGGAGCUGGCUGAAGAUGCCAAGUGGAGGGUCCGCCUGGCUAUCAUUGAGUACAUGCCGCUGCUGGCCGGCCAGCUGGGUGUGGAGUUUUUUGAUGAAAAGCUGAAUUCUUUGUGUAUGGCCUGGCUUGUGGAUCAUGUCUAUGCCAUUCGGGAAGCAGCUACCAACAACCUCAUGAAGUUAGUCCAGAAGUUUGGUACAGAGUGGGCCCAGAAUACCAUCGUCCCUAAAGUGUUGGUAAUGGCAAACGACCCUAACUACUUGCACAGAAUGACCACUUUAUUCUGCAUUAAUGCACUGUCUGAAGCCUGUGGUAAGGAAAUAACCACUAAGCAAAUGUUGCCCAUCGUGUUGAAGAUGGCAGGAGACCAGGUAGCAAAUGUCCGCUUCAAUGUGGCCAAGUCACUGCAGAAAAUUGGACCAAUUCUAGAUACCAAUGCCUUGCAGGGGGAAGUGAAGCCGGUGCUGCAGAAACUAGGUCAGGACGAAGACAUGGAUGUCAAAUAUUUUGCACAGGAAGCUAUAAGUGUUCUUGCCUUGGCAUAAAGAGGAGCAGGAGGGAAAAGCCUUUACUAAGUUCUUAUCACAGAUCUCUAGUCAAUGUGUUCUUACCCUGGGUGGAGAAAAUGGACACCUUCAAGAUCUCAUCCAAGCAAAUGGCAACAACAUAGAAGAAAUCAGAUUUCAGUGACUUGAUUCUUUCUAAACAUGAACUCAGACUGAUUUUACUUCUCUCUGUUGGGAUAAUUGUACCGCUCUUCUGACCAGUUGCUGACGCCCCCUCAUACAGUCAUGUCUUGAGUGUCUCCCAGGGUUUCUCUCCAGCACCAUUGAGGCUCCUGCUUCCUCCCUUUUGAAUCAGGCCCCAGCCACUUAAGAUUCCAGACAGAGCCUGGAUGGAUUUGGACCCCGACACGGAGUGGAGUGACUCUCUUACUGUUUACACGUCUCUGUGUGGCUCUCCAUCUUUCCAAUGUUAAGAGUAAAUGGUUUAGAAUAACUUACUUAUAACUGUCUACUUGGAGAUACUAUUGAGAUUUGACUGUAGUGAGAACCACGUCCUCCUGGUGACGAUGGUCCACAUGAGCGUCUCACGGGAAAGGAGAUGUGGCAGGCUAACGUCUGGCUGUUCUGGUUUUCAUUUGCUCAGUUUUGACUGUAAUCAUGUCAUGCAGAAGCCGGAAGUGGGUGUAUCUUGCUGCUAAUGUGUGAUGUUGAAAGGAAACAAUUUCAACGGCUCAGGACUGUGACUGACUUCAAAAACUCCUAAGAGACUUUAGUGCCUCCUACGAAGUUGUGGUUCUGCUGUUUCGUUGUGAAGUGUUGUGUUUCAAGAAUGUGUAGGAACCACGGGUCCUAGGUUUGCUCCCAGCAAUGUUAGUGAGCAGUGCGCUGUUGCAACACCGUGCAGUACCAAACUGAAGUUUCCUUACUCAGUGUUUUCUUGUGGUGUGGGUGAUGCAAGAACAUUUUUCUACUUUUGCAGUAAAAUUUCAUUAAUUUGUCCAGAAAUUUAAGGUGGCAGGUCAAGCUGAAGGGUUUGCUGAGGCAAAUUGUUUCUGGAAGGCUGCUGGACACUUAAUUUUAGGAAGUACCCCCUUCUCAGUGGGUGUGCCUGUGACCAGCCUCUCUGCUCUGUCAUACUCCAGUCCUUCCAGGAGCAGCUCUGACAUGACAUGCCUUUUCUGAAUAUUCUUCUGGAUAGUUGAAAUGUUUCCAUCUGACUCCUUGUCUCAAAUGGACUUAGUUAAUGAGGUUUUACUGCAGCCUGUUUUACUCAAUGCAUCAUACCAUGCAGUUUGAUGUUUCCAUUUGGGUUUCUGAAUUGUUGAUUUUACUUACAAACUCUUUUAGAUGUAACAAGCCCUGUUCUGUUUUGUGAAGGCCCAAAGAUACCUACAAAACUUUGUACAUUAAACAUAAGUUACAUAAAACCAAGUUUGUGUAAAUGCUUUUAAGUUUAUCAUACCUUAGAGAAACAGAACAGACCGUUUCUAUCAGAGACCGUGUGCCUGCAUUUUAAACUGCCAGUUACCUCUUAGUGAGUUUCCCUUUUUGUGUAUUCUAGGGCCAAGGUUUGAAUAUUUUCCUAAGCAUUUUAGUGCCUUAAAUUACUCUGCUGUAAACAUUUUAAUUUCACAGUUGCUUUUUUUCCAUCACCUGUAAGCUGUACUCCUCUUUAAUGAGUUUUAUAUUUGAGAGACAAUUGUCUUGAUUGUGGAAACGUGCAUUGGGACAGCUGCGUCACCUUUGGCUGGAAAUGCCACCUGGUAUACUCACUUGGGAAUGAACCUCUAAAGUGUCCCUGUCCCUCUACCUCCCGCCUUGUGCAUUUAGCUUUCCGCCAGUGACUACUGAAGGGAAUAAACUGCUUAGUUUAUUCCCUUCAAUGGACCCUUGCCUUCUCAAAUAAGGGUCACCUAGUGUACAGGAUCUGUUUUGGGUGGCCGUUCGAGGCGUCACUGUUUUUUCUGGUAGAUGCAGUGACCUGCCUUGAGUUACCCUGCAUAGCAAUUGCUCUUCAGUUUCAAUCUGGCCUUUUUCUCUACAUAGUAGCUUUUCUAUUUGACUUCUCCAGGAGCUCUGUGGUACAGGCUCAGUCUGUUCUGUCUUGUGUUGUACAAUUGUCUGGGGCAUAUUGUUGGCAUUUCAUAAAAUGGAGUUGACUGAGUGAUCUCUAAAGGAUGUCCUCUAAUGGGAACAAAGUCACCAGGCUGUCUCUCAUUAAUACAAUUAGCAACUUCCUUGCUCCUAGGAAGCAAGAGCCUCUGGCAUAGACCGGUUCCCAGCCCCAGGAAUUUCUUUUUUUUUUCCUUUUUGAGACAAGGUUCUCUUACAUAGCCCUGGCUGGCCUAGAACUCUAUGUAGACCAGACAGGUCCUGCCUCCGCCUCCCAAGUGCUGGGAUGAAAGGCAUGGCACUAGCUCCAGCUUGAGGAAUUGUUCUUUUGGAAUUGCCUGGUUGCCUUGAACAUACUAUUGCUACUGUUUUAUAUCUAAGCAGUUUAUACCAUUGUUCAACUUGUUAGGAGAGGGGAAAGACAAACACACACAUCCUGUGUCAAUGAAAAGUGGAGUUCACUUCAGUGGUUCUCUUCUACAUAUUGUUUGGGGUCUACCCAUCAUGAGCAAAAUACUAGCAAAAUACUAGAUCUUGUGCAUCUAAUGUGCUGCCGGUGAACGGGAGCCUGAAGAUGGAUUUUGUUUCAUAAGGAUAAACAGAUUAAUGUGUGAUUUUUGAAUGAGGCCUUGUCAAAAUAAAGGAUGACCUUCAGUUCAUGGAAA
Grammomys surdaster is the source of this 4603-nucleotide messenger RNA. RefSeq names its product protein phosphatase 2 scaffold subunit Abeta (gene Ppp2r1b). Gene Ontology annotation, molecular function: protein binding; protein phosphatase regulator activity. The coding region runs from base 60 to 1865 and encodes 601 amino acids. NCBI's taxonomy places the organism in Eukaryota, Metazoa, Chordata, Mammalia, Rodentia, Muridae. Gene Ontology annotation, biological process: protein dephosphorylation. Gene Ontology annotation, cellular component: protein phosphatase type 2A complex; cytoplasm. The transcript is spliced from 15 exons. The record is from RefSeq and is a predicted model, not a curated record.